AUGGCGUCGUCGUUCAUGUCGCAGGUGCUUCUGCGCGUGCUGCGCGCGUACAUCCGCGAUGCCGACGGCGCGGCGGCGUCCGACCUCAGCGUGUCGCUUUCGGGCGGCUCCCUCACUCUCAGAAACUUCGAGCUCAACCUGCCAGUCCCCCCUCACGUGCGCGUGGCGGUGCGGCGCGCGUGGGUGGGCGAGCUGCGGGUGAGCAUCCCGUGGGCCGCGCUGGGCUCGCACCCCGUGGCCGUGGCGCUGCAUGGCGUGCGCGUGCACGUGGAGGCAACGGGGGGAGGGGGGGUUGGAGGGCAGGGGACGGAGGGGAAGGAGAGGGUGUGGAGUGGAGGGAAUUGCGGUGGCAAGGGGGGCGAGGAGGGUGCAAGGGAAAGUGGGGGGGGCGCUGGGGGGCAGCAGGGGAUGGGGCCAAAAGAGGGUGAGCGGGGCGGUGGUGGGGGCGAGAGGGGGGGCGAUGGAGCAGGGAAGGAGGAGGAGGGCGGUGGUGGUGGGAGCGACACGGACUCAGAGUCGUCGCAGGGAAGCAGCAGCAGUGGGGCGGGGCAUGCGAGGGAGGAGCUGGCGGAGCUGCUGGCGCUAGGGGGGCUGCGGGCGUUCCUGCAGCACACCGUGCUGAACGCCAGUGUGACUGUAACGGACGUGCUCCUGCAGUACUCCACGCCGUCUGCUGUGCUGUCUCUGCGCUGCGAUAAGCUCCUCCUCCACUCCACUGCACCUGACUGGACCCCUGCCUUUGUGGUGCGCGCUGCUCCCACCCUCCUGCUGUGCUGCUUCUCCUAUCCAUUCAUGCCCAUCUUUCACUCGCACAGCAUCGUGCUGCACCCCUCCCCCUCCAAGCGCCCCUGUGCCCUCGUCGCCUUGCCUGCAACGCACGCGCAUUCAACUCUCCUCACAUCCUUCCCAGCCACCAGAGGAAGGCGUGAGGAAGUGCCGCUCCUCUCCGCUGUGUCCCUCACUUCUCGCAUCGCCAUCACCCCGCCCUGUGUUGCUCUUGCCGUGCCCCAGCGCGCCUGCCUCUCCCUGCGCCUGCUGCCCCUCGCCCUCUCCGCCUCGCCCUCCCACCUCGCUGCUCUGCUCAGCGCCGCACACUCAUGCCGGCACGCAUGGGGGAGAGGCGCUGGGGCACAGGGAGUCGGGGGGGCGGAGGGAGCGGGGGAAGCAGUUGGAGGGGGCGUGGAAGAGAAGGGGAGUGGAACGGAGGAGGGAGGCGGGCAUGGCAAGGGCAGAGGUGACAGCGGGGAUGCGAUGGGUUGGACAAGAGAAGCAGCUGAGAAGCUUCUGGUAUCAGCAAGUGAGGAGGGAGAAAAGGCAGCAAAGGAGAGGGCGGGUGGAAUGAUGGAUGGGCUGCAGCAAGAAGGGCAGCAGGGGGGGCAGCAGGGGGGGCAGCAGGGGGGGCAGCAGGGGGGGCAGCAAGGGGGGCAGCAGGGGGGGCAGCAGGGGGGGCAGCAGGGGGGGCAGCAGGGGGGGCAGCAGGGGGGGCAGCAGGGGGGGCAGCAGGAGGGGCAGCAGGGGGGGCAGCAGGGGUCCCAGCAGCAGGGGCAGCAGGAGGGGCAGCAGGGGGGGCAGCAGGGGGGGCAGCAGGGGGGGCAGCAGGGGGGGCAGCAGGGGGGGCAGCAGGAGGGGCAGCAGGAGGGGCAGCAGGGGUGGCAGCAGGGGUCCCAGCAGCAGGGGCAGCAGGGGGGGCAGCAGGGGGGGCAGCAGGGGGGGCAGCAGGGGGGCCAGCAGAAGCGGGGAUUGUUUCACAGCAUGGGGCGCGCGAUUGGGUGGGUGCAGCAGCUGUUUGAGGAUGAGGAGGACGAUGAGGCGAGCAGCGGCGGCGCUGCCGUGGCAGCCACGGGGCAAAGUGCGUUGUCAGUGCGAGCUGCUGCUGCUGCUGCUGCAGCAGCGGGUGGUGGCUUGGAGAGUGAGGAGAUCUGGGAGUGGGCCACGGGGUACGAGGCAGGUGUGCACUUUGACUUGGCAGCCACUGAUUGGUCCGUGGCUGCGCUGCUAGAGGGCGCUGAGCUGUCUCUUGUGAGCAGUGCGGGCGACCGCAUGGAUGGCAGUGGGGGCGCAUCCGUGUGCUGUGAGGGCCAUGCCGCCGGCCUCACUGCACACGAAUGCCACGGAGCACCUGCACCUCCAAGCCUUGACCUGGGCCUUGCCGGCCCAGCCUGCUAUCCGAAGCUGGAGUGCAGGCUCGGGGCCGUGCUGGUGGAGGCGGAGGGGCGGGGCCGGGCGGUGCAGGCAGCGAGUGUGAAGGUGGGGCCCGUGGCAGUGGCUGUGGCAGUUCCAGGGAGCAGCGCUUCAGGUGUCUCUUCAGGUGCCGAUACACAUGUUCCUUCUGGUGGCUCGGAUCCCGCAGCAGUAAUACCGUCUUCUCUCCGUCCUCUUCUCCGCCUGCACACGCGGCAGCAGGCAGGCGAGGCAGGGGCAACAGCAGUGGGGGGCCGAGGGGAGGGCGCGGUGGGGUCGUAUGGGAGCCUGCAGGCGCCGCUGCUGCACUCCCUCGCCCCCCUGGGUGCCGUGCUGCCCGCACACACAGCAGCAGGGGGAGAGCAACACACGGGUGCUUGCGGGGCGCGAAGACAAGGGGCAGCAGGGGGGAGUGCGAGUCGGGGAGGGAAGGAAGAUGAGGAGGGAGAGAGUGUGGGUGAGUGUGAGGAGGGGUGGAGUGUGGAGGGAGUGUGGUGGCGUGGGGUGCGAGUGGCAGAGGCGUUUGAAUCCUCGCAGGCUGCUGGGCCGUUGGGGCUCACUGCUGACGUCAGCCUCUCGCUACACGUGGGGCUCGUGGCAGUCUCCUACUGGCCGGGCAUGGCCAGCACUGUGCUGGGGUGGUGGCAGGACGUGCAGGCAUGCCGUGGUGGUGGAGGUGGGGAAGUGGGAGGGGCUGUGAGAGGGGACGGGUGGCUUACACAAGAGGAGCCCAGAGCCCCACUGCCUCUCGCCCCCACUCCCUCGUCCCCAGGCAGCGGUGGUGGAUGGUUGGGGUGGGUGGCGCGGGUGAGCAGCGCCGAGGUGGGAGGGGACGGGGUGACUGUGCGCAUGGCUGGCAGCAGUAGCGGGGGAAGCUGCGGCUUGGAGCAGAAGCUGCAGAGGGGGGCCGAGGGUGAGGGUGAGGGCGAGGGUGUGAGUGUGAGCACGGGGCGAGUGGCGGUGUGGAAGAGGCCAGCGAGAUGGGUGGGGGACGAUGGCAGGGCGUGUGAGGGAAGCAGGGCGCGGGUGACAGUGACGCUGCAGGCACACAUGCACUCUCUGGACAACGCCCAGGUACCUCCCUCCUUUCCUCCCCCCCUCAGUCUGGACUCUCCCCGCCUGUCCUCCCCUCACCUUGCCUGGUCUGGCAUCCCCCCCAUGCCUGACCUCCCUGCGCGCCCCUCUGCCAUCCGCCCAUGGCAGCUGUGCCCCGCCACGCUGCUCCACCCGGCCUCUCUCCGCGUCGACUGCACGUGGUCCACUGCUGCUGCUGCUGCCGCCUCGUCACCUCAAGCACCAGCCGCGCCACAACGGCUGGCAGCAGCAGCACCGCCAGCUGGAUCAUUUGUGCGGCCUGAAUUGGCUGCUGGUGGAACGCGUAGCAGUGGGGGUGGGGAAGGGAUUGAGGGCGGGUUUGCUGUGAUGGGGGAGGGGGGCAUGAAGCAUGGGGCGAGGGGGGGAAGCGAGGGUACGGUGGAAGCCAGCCUGGAUGCCGUCUCUCUGCAUGUCUCCCGCCCACAGGCCGCCUCUCUGCUGGCCAUGGCUGCUGCUGCGCUCAGAGAUGUGAGCUGCAGUGCACGUGGUGUUGGUGCCGCCACGGCAUCAGUAGCAGAACCACCAGGCAGCACGGCAGGGUCAACUGCAACAGCACAGGCUGCAGCAGCCGUGCCAGCAGCCAUGCCAGCAAGCAAGCUGCGGGGCGUGGCUAAGCACGCACGCGUCCUGGAGGCAGCAGCUGAGGUGAUGUCAAUGUGGAGCCACAUGCCAUCCUUAUCCUCAUCACCACCAGCAGCGCCACAGCCCUCAACUGACUCCCCGUGGUGCUGGCAGCACGUGCAGCAGCAGGUGGGGGCGUUCUGCCAUGUGCGGGCGUGCAGUGUGGUGCUGGCAGGGGGAUGGCGCAGCGGCCGCUCUCAGCCCGCCAGCCCCACACUGCGAGAGGCGUGGCUGCAGCAGGCGGUGCUGCGAGGGCAGGCGCAUGGAGGGCACACGUGGGUGAAGCUGUCCGUUGAGUCUCUAUCGGUGGAGGCACUGCAUGCACUCAGGUGUGGGUGGAGGCACUGCAUGCACUCAGGUGUGGGUGGAGGCACUGCAUGCACUCAGGUGUGGGUGGAGGCACUGCAUGCACUCAGGUGUGGGUGGAGGCACUGCAUGCACUCAGGUGUGGGUGGAGGCACUGCAUGCACUCAGGUGUGGGUGGAGGCACUGCAUGCACUCAGGUGUGGGUGGAGGCACUGCAUGCACUCAGGUGUGGGUGUGUGUGCUGCCAUGACACGACCUCUAAAUCUCCUCCGCUGUGUCCACUGUGUGUUGGUCCGCCACUCCGAUGUCACCACCUACAUUGUACCCGGUGCUUCUCAUCCUAUUUGCGUCUCUCCCAUCCCCCACCCAUCCCUCACAUCCCCACCCGCUCCGCCCUGCCGCGCUCCGCCCAGCCUCUCCCUACAGCCGUCGCCCCCCGCCUCAGCAGCCCUAUCGGCGUCCUUCCCCUCAUCCAUCGGCACACGCCCCCCCAUGCGCCCUGCCAUGUUGCCACCCUCCAUUCAAGCCGCUGCGGCGCAGCACGCCCACCCAGGCACCAGCGCUGCUGCAAGUGGUGCUGACGUCACGCUGCACUUGGGUGACGUCAUGCUGGUGGUGUGGGCGGAUCCUCUUGUGCACUUACACGGGCUAAUGGCUGCUGGCAGUGUGGUGAGAGCCCAGGAGAUCGAGGUGGAGAGCGGUGGAGACAGGUGGGAUGGAGAAGGCCGAGGAGCAGGGGCGAGUGGGGAGAGGGGAGCAGACAGAAGAGGUGGAGGGGGAGAGGAGGGAGGAGGGAAGGGAAAGCUGGCAGGUGGGGGAAUGGGGGCAGUAGCACAGAUCAUGGGUGGGGUGGGAUGGGUGCAGGCAGCUGUGCAGCGGGGCAGUGUGAGCAUUGUGGCAGGCCCCUUGAGGGGCGCCAGGGGCCACAGCAGUGGCAGCGCACACAAUGGGGGGGGUUGCAGUGGGGGUGAAGGGGGAGGUGUUGGGGCGAGGGGAAAGGGCGUAGAGGGGCAUGGUGUGUGGGUGGCAGUGGGGCGGGCAGGCAUGAGAGGGCUGUCACUAUGUGUGAAUGAGGGGCGGGGUGGGAGCGGUGCACGGGAGGCGGCGGCACAGAGGGGUGAGCAGGGUGGGGAAGAGCCCCCUGUGGUGUGCGUGCAGCGCGUGUGGGUGGACCUGGGCACGGCGUGCCUGCCCUGCUCACCUGCCCCCACGCCCCUUGCCACGCUAGAGGAGAGCCACGGCGCUGCAGGGAGCACACAGACGGACACGUGGCUGCGUGCGAUUGGCUCAGAAACCCUGGCUGCACUGGUGCAGGUGGAGGGAGUGACGGUGGGGGGUUUGGGAAAGGCAGGGCCGUGCGAGCAGGUGGGGCAGGAAGAAGGAAGGCAGCAGCAGCGAUGUCAGCAUGAUCACGGGCAGCAGUGUCAGUGCAGUGAGCACACUGGAGGGCCAUGCAAUGAGAAUCGGCCUCUUGACCUGCUGGUGGAGCGGGUGGGCGUCACUGUCUCGCGCCACCAGGUCGACACCCUGCUGCUGCUGCGCCGCCACCUCACCACCGCCCUGCUGCCUCUGCUGCGCCCACCUGCCACCACUGCUGCUGUCACCCAGCAAGGCAGGCAGGGCAGGCAGGGCAGCACAGAGAGGGGCAGCAGCAGCAGCAGCAGCAGCAGCAGCAGGUGCGUCAACGGUGCCAGCGGUGCAGUGACACGUGUCAGCAUGCGAGUGGUGGAGUGCACAGCAGCCGUGCCCCUAUGGGCGGCAGCCAGCCCCCCGGCAGUCAGCAGCGCCUUCCAUGGCGCCCACUCGGCCCACCGUGCCUCCUCGCACCUCCACGCCACCAUCUCCCACUGCUGUCUCUCUGCCUCCAUAGCCCCCCUCCUGCCGUCCACAGGCAAUGCGCGCCCUGGUUGUUCCUCUGGUGCAGCAGCAGCACCACCGGUGGUGCAUGGCAGCGUGGGGCGAGUGGCAGUGGAGGCGGUGAGGCAGGGCAGGCGCCAGGCAGGAGCACCCGGGGCCACGGGGCUUGCACCCGCAGGGGCGGCUGAGCAGCGCUUCACUCUGCUCGCCCUGCCGCACGCUGCCCUUUCACCGUCUUCCUCACGCGCCCCUCACCACCGUGCCCACACUCCCCCUCCUCACUACUCCCCUGCAGCAGCACACCCGCCUGGCAUGCCACCCCACCAGCACUCAGAGCCCAGCUGCCCUGCUCACCCUGCCACCCCCCCUGCUGCUGCAGGCGCCCCUGCAGGCAUGGCGUGGAGAGUGGUGGAGGAGGAGAGGCCGUGUGGUGGGGGCACAGGGGGAACGGGACGCAGGGCGCAGGGUGGGGUAGGGGAGGGAGAGGGAGAGCAGAGGGGGGGGUGGUGGGUGGAGGUGGAGGCACAGCCACUGAUGGUGGCGGCGGACGCUCGCCUCGUGCACGAGGUCAUCGCCACGCUGUACGACGUCCUCCCGCGCCUGCGCGCCCCCCCGCCACCACCACAGCAAUCGUCUGCGCAGCACACAGGGAGAGACGCUGCUGCCUGCUCUGCCACCCACCAUCCGGCAUGCAUGCCCAACGAACACGGCUCACGCACACCACAGAAGCAGGCAGCCCCUAGGAAGGGAGAGGGCAGUGCCGCACCACCCAAAGGGUCUCUACCAGUGUCCCGGCUGUGGGGCGUGAAGGUGGCGAGUGGAGGCGCUCUCAUCUCGCUGCUCUCAGCCUUGGAAGCCUUCCAAGCAUCCCAAGGCUGUGAAGGGUCACCCACCCCUGACACUGACACUCCCCGCGCUCACAAGCCGUGCCCAUCCUCCCCACCGCCCGCCUGUGUGUCGUCCCCCUCAGCGCUGUCCCGCCUGCCGCGCCUCUCCAUCUCCUCCCACUUGGUCGCUCACGAUGACCUCGAACCCCACCCACCGUGGCAGGGGGGCGCGCAGCAGCAGCAGGGCGAGCAGCAGCCGGGCGAGCAGCAGGGGGAGCAGAAGGAGAGGGAGGGUGUGGCAGGGGGAGCAGGCGUGUCAGUGGAGUUGGAGAGCUGCACGCUCACUCUCUCCCUCGUGCCCUCACUGCAUGACAUCCGCCGGUUCGCAGGCACCCACGAUGCCUCUUGCCCGGGCCGCAUCAUCCUCCCCCCCACACCACCCACCACCCACUCCUCCUCACACCCCCCUUCGCACCGCCCCCCGCCGCCCUUCCUCAUCCCCGCCAUCGAGCUCCAGUCGGCCCACACGGCCAUGCGCCUGCGCAGCACGGACCUACUCUCCAGCCCCACGCUGCUCUCACACGCCCACUCCACCGCACUGCACAUCACAGCCCUGGGCACCCCCUUCCCCCUGCGCCUCACCAUACACACCGACUUCGCCUCGCCCCGCCUCUGCCCCAAGGUGCUGCUGCCGCUGAUCCGCCUCGCCAGGUCCCUGCGGGAUGCGUGGGCGGCAGCGAGGUCCGUGCGGGUGGCGCAUGAGGUGCAGGCGAGCAUCGAGGUGCAGGGUGCGCCGAGUGACGACCUGCGCAGUGGGGCGUUUGAGUGCAGCAGGGGGGAGGGGAGGGUGCAAGGGGGGGUGGCGGGGUGGGAGGAGGUGGGGGCGGGGCAGGUGGCGUGGGGGGAGGGCGUGGCCAGCAGAGACAGGCCGCUAAGCAACAGCUGCUUUGGGGGAGGCUGGAUCGCAUGGCGGUAUGUUCAGGGCAUGGCAUCUGCGUGGCAUGGCAUGUGCGUGGCAUGGCAUGUGCGUGGCAUGGCAUGUGCGUGGCAUGGCAUGUGCGUGGCAUGGCAUGUGCGUGGCAUGGCAUGUGCGUGGCAUGGCAUGUGCGUGGCAUGGCAUGUGCGUGGCAUGGCAUGUGCGUGGCAUGGCAUGUGCGUGGCAUGGCAUGUGCGUGGCAUGGCAUGUGCGUGGCAUGGCAUGUGCGUGGCAUGGCAUGUGCGUGGCAUGGCAUGUGCGUGGCAUGGCAUGUGCGUGGCAUGGCAUGUGCGUGGCAUGGCAUGUGCGUGGCAUGGCAUGUGCGUGGCAUGGCAUGUGCGUGGCAUGGCAUGGCAUGUGCGUGGCAUGGCAUGUGCGUGGCAUGGCAUGUGCGUGGCAUGGCAUGUGCGUGGCAUGGCAUGUGCGUGGCAUGGCAUGUGCGUGGCAUGGCAUGUGCGUGGCAUGGCAUGUGCGUGGCAUGGCAUGUGCGUGGCAUGGCAUGUGCGUGGCAUGGCAUGUGCGUGGCAUGGCAUGUGCGUGGCAUGGCAUGUGCGUGGCAUGGCAUGUGCGUGGCAUGGCAUGUGCGUGGCAUGGCAUGUGCGUGGCAUGUGCGUGCAUGGCAUGUGCGUGGCAUGGCAUGUGCGUGGCAUGGCAUGUGCGUGGCAUGGCAUGUGCGUGGCAUGGCAUGUGCGUGGCAUGGCAUGUGCGUGGCAUGGCAUGUGCGUGGCAUGGCAUGUGCGUGGCAUGGCAUGUGCGUGGCAUGGCAUGUGCGUGGCAUGGCAUGUGCGUGGCAUGGCAUGUGCGUGGCAUGGCAUGUGCGUGGCAUGGCAUGUGCGUGGCAUGGCAUGUGCGUGGCAUGGCAUGUGCGUGGCAUGGCAUGUGCGUGGCAUGGCAUGUGCGUGGCAUGGCAUGUGCGUGGCAUGGCAUGUGCGUGGCAUGGCAUGUGCGUGGCAUGGCAUGUGCGUGGCAUGGCAUGUGCGUGGCAUGGCAUGUGCGUGGCAUGGCAUGUGCGUGGCAUGGCAUGUGCGUGGCAUGGCAUGUGCGUGGCAUGGCAUGUGCGUGGCAUGGCAUGUGCGUGGCAUGGCAUGUGCGUGGCAUGGCAUGUGCGUGGCAUGGCAUGUGCGUGGCAUGGCAUGUGCGUGGCAUGGCAUGUGCGUGGCAUGGCAUGUGCGUGGCAUGGCAUGUGCGUGGCAUGGCAUGUGCGUGGCAUGGCAUGUGCGUGGCAUGGCAUGUGCGUGGCAUGGCAUGUGCGUGGCAUGGCAUGUGCGUGGCAUGGCAUGUGCGUGGCAUGGCAUGUGCGUGGCAUGGCAUGUGCGUGGCAUGGCAUGUGCGUGGCAUGGCAUGUGCGUGGCAUGGCAUGUGCGUGGCAUGGCAUGUGCGUGGCAUGGCAUGUGCGUGGCAUGGCAUGUGCGUGGCAUGGCAUGUGCCUACCCCUACCCGCGUGCAGUGCACCAACUGGUCAUCACGGCACCUCUCCUUGCCGGUCCCCUCGCCUGGCGGCUGCCCCCCAUGGCGCUGCGCCUCACCCGCUUCCACCCCGCCCACCGCACCUUCCACGACGCCCUGCCCCCCGUGCUCUGCCCGCCCUCCCCCUCGCCCUGCGCUCUGCAUGCUGCCCACGCCACCUGCCCCGCGUGCCCCCCGUGCCGCCCCAUCAUGCUGGAGCCGGAGCAGGAGGAGGGGGAGGGCCAGGGCGAGGCGGAGCUGUGGCUGCUCUCGUGGUUCGUGCCGCUCAACCCCGCUGACGUCAUGCACCCCUCCGCACCCGCAGGUCACCACCCCGCUCACGCUGCCAUGCAUGCACCCACCCGACCCGCAGCUGAUGCCGCCUCCUCUGUGCCUUUGUGUGCCCCCUCUGCCUCCCUCACCGGAGCAAUCUCUCUGCUCUCCACCGUGUACGGCUCGCCCGCUGCUGCCACCAUCACUGCCGCCGCCACUGCUGCUGCCGCCUCAGCCCACGCCCCUGCCACGCAGGGCAUGCCGCGCGCCUUCCCCGCCCUGCCCGCGGGUCCCAUGCUAAACGCCCCCCUGGACACGCACGUGCUGCCCGCCUCACUGCUGCUCGCCCGUCUGCUCAUCAACCCCACCAGCGCCGGCCCGCACACACGCCCACGCCUGCCCUCACCGCCCCUCGUGCCAUUCCUGCGUAUUGGGUUCGGCGGGCGGCUGGUGGUGGUGCGCGUGGUGGAGGAUGUGGAUGCGGGCGAGGGGCAGAUGAGGGAGGCGGUGGUGGUGGGCGGGGAGGGCGUGCGCGUGUGCGUGCACCUGUGGAGCACGCGCAUGUGGGCGCUGCACGCUGCUGCCACCGUGUGCGCCGAUGCCGUUGAUGCCAGCGACCUCUCUCAGGUUGGUGGGGAGGGGUGCACGAGGGGCAUACAGCCAGUGCUGGAGCCGCUCCCCCUGCGCGCCGCACUCAACGUGCUGUGGAAGCCCUUCUGGUCGCCCGCUCUGCUCUCCCGCCACCACCGCCACCCCCCCCGCUCCUCCCUCUUCUCCCCUCCCCACCCCGCCUCACCCCUUCGCCAGCCCUCCUCUCCCCCUCACGCCCACUCCUCCCACUCUUCCCACUCCUCCCCCUCCCCGCCCUCCUCGCCCCGUGCCCCGUGUGGGCCGCGCGACCCCUUGGACGUGCACGCGCCACCGUGCUCGCUGGGCAUGGCGGUGGCCGUGCAGGCGGGGGGGCAUGCAUGGGACAGCUCAAGGGCGGGUGGGCGAGGCCAGGCUGGACGCGGUGGCAGGGGCUCCAACACAGGCGGCAGUGGCAGCAACGGGGGCAGCAGUGGCAGCAAGGGGGGUAGUAGUGGGGGUGGGGGCGAGGGGGGCGAGGAGCAUGGGGCGACGGUGCAUGUGAGGGCGGCGUCCCUGAGAGCGCUGCAGCGCCUGCUGCUCGCAUGGACGGGGCAAGGGAGCCAGACAGGCACCGGGCAGGGCGAGGUGGGCGGAGGUGAGAGGGGGUUGGGGGAAGCAGAGAAGAGGAGAGAGAAAAGGGGUGAGGUUGAGCAGGAGGAGAUGAAGGGAGAUGGGAGAGUGCAAGAGAGUGAGGAGAAGGGGUUGGCUUUGGGGACGAGUGAGGUGGAUGAGGGUGGUGCAGCAGAGGCGGGUGAAGGGGCGGCGGAGGAAAGCCCAAGAGGAAUGCCAUCACAGGCGCCGUCCUCUCCCCCGCUCCUCACAUCCCCAUCCCCCCCUCUGUUCGGGUACACUGUGGAGAACAGAUGCCCCGUGUUGCUCCACCUGGGCCAGCACGCCACACAAGAGGCCAUCCCCCUGCCGCCCGGCUGCUCACUAGGCUACAGCUGGUGCCGCCCACCCUCGCUUGUGCCGGGCGCCGUGUGCCAGCUGCGUGCGCGCGUCAGCCAAUGGGAGGGAAAGGGGCGGGGAGAUGGAAUUGAGGGGCGGGGAGAUGGGGCACAAGGGGCAGAGAGGAGUGAUGAAAAGUGUGUGGGGGGAGGGAAAGAAGGAAAAGGGUGGGAGGGGGUGAGCAUUGGAGGCGAUAGAUGGAGUGCGCAGCAUGCAUGUGGAGCAGCUGAAAAGGAUGACAUGGCACAUGGUGAUUGGUCGGCGCCAUUUGAGGUGGACACAGGGGGGCGGCACUCGUUCCUGCUCGCUGUUCCUGUGCUCCCAGACCGCCGCCUCACUGCCUCCAUUUUAGUCACCAUCACUCCCAAUCGUGGCUGCUUGGCGCACGUGCUCUUCACACCGAAUGUGCUUAUAUUGAAUCAGACGGGCCAGGGAUUGACAGUGGAGAUGCAGGGCCCCGUGCUGCCAGUGGGGGGCAGCAGCAGCAGAGGGGAGGGCGAAGCAUGCAGAUUGCAGUUGGAGGGGCGUAGAAAGGGUGGCAGGGGGCAUGUGAGGCACGUGUUGGUGGCAGAGAGGAGGCGCGGUGGCAGGGGGGGCAUGGGAGGGGAUGAGCCGGUGAAUGGGGGCAAGGAGUCAGAGGGCGUGGAGGUGAGGGGAGCCAAGGGAGGGGAGACGGAGGCAGCAGAGGAGAGGGAGGAGUCGUUGCCUCGGAGGGGCACGGGCGCUGGCAGGGCAGCUGUGGUGGUGCGUGUGUGGCUGGCAAGGGAGGCGCGCUGGUCCGCCCCCCUUGCUGUUGCGCCCGGCUGCCUUGGCCUGCCCUCUGCGAGCCACCCAGGGAAGGGGCUGGGGGGGACAACGGGCAGGAAAGGCGGGGGAGAUAUGGCGGCAGCAGAUUGUGAAAGAGCGGUAGCAGUGGUGGAUGGCAGUGAUGGUUGCUCGCUCACCUUCCUGCUCACCACUGAUGCCUGUGUUCCCGUCUCAGGCCCGCCCUUCCCCCCGCCGCCACACGGGCGAGAGAGUGUGUGGGUGCGCCUCAUGCUGCCCUCCUCCAUCCUCCCCCUCCCAGCUCCCCCUUCCUCCUCCUCACUCCCCACCGCGCCCCCCAGCAGUGCGCCUGACCCCUUGCGCCGCUGGCACGGUCCCCUGUGUGUGGAGCUCUGGCCUGCCACCCUCCUCUGCAACGCCCUGCCGCUGCCCCUGCGCGCACGCCUUCUGCCCCUGCAGGGCGCGUCCACCACGAAAUGUAGCGAGGACGGACACGAGAGGUUGAAGGAAGGGAACUGUCAAGAGGAGCAGCAGCAGGAGCAGCAGCAGGAGCGGGACAGAGGGGUGGCGGAGGUGGCAGUGGGGACGGCAGAGGAGGUGGCUGUGGGCGGUGGCAUGUGGGGAGAGUGUGCUUUGGAGGUUGCACUGCCCUGCACUCCCCCCACCACUGCUGCAGCACACACGCCAACCAGCCAUGGCACCAGUGGCAGCUGGACUGCUGCUGCCUCGCUCCACCCACACGCACAUCCCUGUGCUGAAGCCUCCCUGUGGAGCGCGCCCCUUGCGCUCUCCCUUGCUGCCCCCGACCAGCAAGCAGCCACUGUCUCUGCCAGCUGCCGGGGUGACAUAACUGACUGGUCUGCAGGCAAUGCUGAUGUGUCGCGGUGGGAUUCGCCGAUUCCAGCUGUAGGGAAGCGGCAUGCCAUGUGGCUUCCACAGGCGGAUAGCGAGGUGAGCAUCCACCAGUUGCUGCUUCUCACCGCACUGCACUGCAUUGCACCGCACCGCACAGCAUCGUUAGCACCAUCACACACGCGUCUUCCGCUGGGAUCAGUAAGCCGUUUUGUGUUUCUCUCAUUCCGUCUCUUCUCUCUUUCCCGUGCGCGGUCCCCUGCCCCUCUGUCAAAGCAGAGUCUCCUCUGUGUGCUGGCAGCAUCACACUAUCGCCCCUCUCACCACCCAUGUGCUCACGCUGCUGCCGCCGCUGCCCUGCCAGGCGAUGCGCCCCUGCCACCGCCCGUGCCAGCGCUGCUGCUCUCAGUGCACCCCGUGGCAGUGCUGCACAACCACCUGCCCUUCCCCCUCGCCCUCGCCCUGCACGACGCCCCCUGCCCCGACCUCGUCAUCCCGCCCUCCCACUCCCGCCCCUUCGCCUGGCCCUCUCUCUCCCACGCCCUCCUCUCCCCCUCCCUCUCCUCUACGCCAACUGCAUUCUCCCCUGGUUCCUCUGCUGCCGCCUCCUCUCGUUCCACCCCCACUACUGCAUCUGGCCCGGGUGCCAACCCUAGGAGGCAGGCUCGGGGGUGGUCAGUGCGGCUUGGGGUGCCUGGAGGGUUGGAGGCAUCCAUGGGUAGCGGUGGGGGGAUGGGGGGCGGAGGUGGGGGGGAGGGGGAACCACGAGGAUGGGCGUGGUCGUCUACCGUGCUGGUGCGGGGGGAGGGGGACGCAGAGGGGGGGAGGUCAGGGGGUGGGGGCAGCAGUGAGCGGGUGUCCAUCGUGACGCUCAGCUCUCACGGCCCCUCGCACCUGCACUGCCUGCUCUCCGUCUCCCACGUCCCCCUCCCAUCAUCCCAUCCGCCUUCUGCUCCCACCCCCACGUCUCCCUCUCAGCCUGUCUGCCCUCUCCCCUCACACACCACGCACCUCUCUGUGCUGCCCGCCGCCCUGCUCUCCAACCUCACGCCCUUCCCCCUCCACUUCCUCCUAGAUGAUCCCCCCCCUGCCCCUCCCCAUCCCCUGCGCCCAUCCUCGCUGCACCACACCCCUCCCGCCCUGCCUGCCUCCGCUGGUCUGUGUCCCCCCAGUGCUACUUGCCUGCCCCUCACGCUCUUCCCCUGGCGACCCCUCCUCUCCUCUUCGCCCUCUCUGCCUGACUCCUCUGCCUCCAGCAGCAGCAGCAGCAGUGGCAGCAGUGAGAGUGACAGUGAGAGGGACGGAGAGGGAAGCGAUGGUGACAUUGGUGGUGGUGGUGUUGCAUCGAAGCAGCGGCAGAAGCAGAAGCAGAGUAGGAGGAGGGGGAAGGCAGGAGGCGAAGGGGUAAGAGGAGGUGGCGGGGAGGACGGGUGGGAUAGGCGGCUGGCAGCGCUGGGAGGAGUGCGCCUGGGCAUGGCGGCACGUGCAUGUGCUGCUGAGGCAAGAGAGCAAGGGGGAGCAGCAGCAGCAGCAGCAGCAGCAGUGUGUGGCAGUGAGCAGCGCUACCAGCACAACCAGCACCUACAUGACGAAUCUUCUCUGCCUGCUCGCCCCUCCCAUUCAUGCCCGCUGCUCUGGUCGCCGCCCGUGCCUCUCUCCCGCUUCGCAGUCUCGCAGCGCCUGCUCCUCCCCGACCCCUCUGGCACCUGCCAUGCCGCCCUCCUCACCGCCUCCCUCCUGCCCUCCGCCGGCCAAUCAGAGGGCGCCACGUGGCAGCCGCACCUAGUGGUGCACGUGGAUGCACAGCCGCCGUGGCGCAUUGAGAACGAGACAGGUGUGUGUGUGGACGUGAGGGGGGCGGCCGAUGAGGCAGACGCCUUUGUAGCGCGAGUGGGGGCGGGGCGGUCACUUGCCUUCCAUGCUGCCGCCCUGCCUCUCCCCACCCCCUCUUCCUCUGCUGCCUCUGCUGCUAGUGCCGCUGCCGACAGUGGCGGUGCUGCGGAUGCAAGGCGCAAUGAUGCGAGUGGCAGUGGGGGCAGCGAGGGAGGGCGUGAGGGGAGUGAGUGGAUGCAGGCGGGGGUGGUGGGGGGAAUGGCCAUCAAGAAGCGCAAGUGGCAUGGCCGCUCACAGCACCACCGCAAGCACACACAUGCUCAUACGCGUCCACUGAUACCCGGUGCAUUGAACCUGGACGAGGAGACGGACGAUGCCCUCAUGGCGCACAUUCAGCGCAUCUCAGGCGAUGGGCGCAUAACACAAAAGAGCACAGGCGGGCGAGCAGCAACAGGGGGCAUCUGUGUGCGGGCAGAGGGGGCGCAGGAGUGGAGCGAGCCCAUCUCAGUGGGGCGAGGGCGGGGGGAAAGGGAGGGCGAGGGCGAGGGGGAGCUGCUGCUGCACGUGCCGUGUGGCGGCAGCAGCGGGGUGGUGGAGGGCGGGGGGAACUGGCUGCUGCUGCACGUGUGUGUGUGGAGGGAGGGCGCCACCGCUGUGUGCCGCAUCGCCCAUGCCGCCUCUCGCCCUUCCAGCCCCUUCGCUCUGUCCCUGCCUGGCCGCCCCAUGCCCCCUGCCAUGGUUCCUCUGCCCCCUGCUGCUCUGCAUGUGGGUCUGCAGCGAGAGCUCAGUGGCGCCAAGGACAUGCGGCAUGACUCACCGCAGCAGCUGCAGCAGGGUGCAUUUGCUCCCAGCCACUUGCAAGCUGCACACCCCACUUCACGAACAUAUUCCCCAUCUCGCCCAUUCCACUCGCCCUCCUCCCCACCUUCCCUUGCAUCCCCCAAUUCCCCCGCCUCCCCGUCCACCCCUCUCACCCCCCCCACGCCCCACCCCACCACCUACCUCCUCCUGCGCUCGCACACACUCUCCCUCGCCCUGCCUUCACUCCACCUCGUCCUCUGGGACGACCUGCGCUGCCCUCCCUCCUCGCCCCACCUGCCUGGGAACAAGACAAACGAUGCCAGUCCGAGAGACAAUGAUGAGAGUGACAAUAAUGAGAGUGACAGUAAUGCGAGUGACAGUCUGUUCCGUGAUGCGUCAGCCAUCUGCCUCGUGUCCCUCUCCUCCCUGCACGCCUCGCUCUCCCUCCUCCCGCCUCGCUCCCUCACGCUGCUCGGUAUUGGGGCUCACAGCGGAGCACCAAGUCACAGCAUGCCACGUGGCAUGCACACACAUCCCUUACCACCAGCGCCAGCAGCGGUGGGCAUGGUGUAUGCGGUGCAGUGCGGUGUGGGGUCGGUGCAGGUGCACAACCUGUUGCCUGGCGCCCUCCUCCCUCUCCUCCUCAACAUCCGCCCUUCCUCUCCCACCACUGGCUCAGCUGCUGGUGGGAAGGGUGAGGCGGGACGUACAGGGAACAAGGAGGGAGGAGGGGGUAGACAAGUGGAAGGCGAAGGAGAGGAGCACAAGGCAGCAGCAGGGCAUAGAAAUGAGAGGGGGGAGGAAGGGCAGGCAGCAGUGCAGGUGGAAAUCGUGAUGUCACAACACCCGUCGCAGCGUUUGACAGGCGGGUGGAGUAUGGGCGAUGAGAGGGUGCAGAGCAACCAGGGAAUGGAGCGGGUGUGCUACGUGACGGGUGUGGAGGCGGUGCAUGUGAGCGUGGGUCACGUGGAUGCAUGCGCUGAUGACUGCCUGCUCUUCGCCCUCACCCACUACGCACCCAUCGCCAUCGCCUUCAUGCAGGGCAGCAGCCAAUCAGACGGUGCCGCAUGGACGACGCAUAUGCAGGGAUCAGAUAGUGAAAGCCGAUCAGGAUUGCAAGCCAGCACACAAGGUUCCACGGCCACGCACCCUGUCGUGCCCUCCGCGCUGCCCUCAUCAGACGCGGCUCUCAUCCGCCUGCUCGCCCUGCACCGCCUCCUCUCCACCCCGCCCCCCCGCCUCCCUGACAUCGCCCUUGCCACCACUCCCUCUCUCUACCUCGGCCGCUUCCGCAUUUCCCCCCUCACUCUCUCCCUCACUCUCCGCAUCUCCUCCCCUCUCCCUCUCGACACCACCGCCACACCACUCUCACUCUCACCGCUCCACCUCCCACCUCUCCUGUCCCCACGCGCUGCCCUCGCGCGUGUGGUGCUGGCGCACUACAUAACGGAGGGGCUGCUGUGUGUGCCGCGCGUCAUCGCCUCGCACCACCUGCUGCUCAACCCGCUGGGCCUGCUGCACAGCGUGCGCGCCGCCUGCCGCGACCUGCUGCUGCUGCCCGUGCAGGGCUCGCUGCACGCAGGGCCGCACGGGCUGCUGCUGGGCGUGGGGCGCGGCGGGCUGGCAGCGUGGCGCCACGUGUCGCAGUGGACCGUGGCGUCGCUCUCCGGCUUCUCCUCCAGUGUCGGCCGGCUCGUCAGGCAGGCUUAUCUUGGAGAACGGGGAGGUGGAAGCAGAGGCUUGGUAGGGGAGGGGGGGCAUAGAAGCGGCAGUGGUGGUGCACAUGGGAACAGAAGAAGUGCGGCUGGUGGUCGUGGUAACCAGCGUGUGACAGUUGGCGGUGGUGCUGCUGCUGCUAUGGGCAGCAGUGGCGGAGGAAGAGGCGGUGGGGGGGUGCAUGGCGGUAUGGGGCUGUCUGUGGGGCACCACCGCGUGCGACUGACACUCUCACUCGCGCACAGGCCUCGCCUUCCCCACCACUACCGCCACUCCCAUCGCCACUCGCUGCAUGAGCGGGAGCACCAGCCAGAAAGCACAUAUGAAGGCACAGGCAGGUGGGGCCACAGCAAGAGUGAUGGCGGGGAGGAGAGGCGGCAGAACGGGCAGGCUGCAGCGCAGCAUGCGACGGGGACGGGGUCCACGGGGCCUCGUUCUGUUGGCGGUGCAACAGGGGCACAUGGCGCAGAGGCAGAGGGGAGAGCAGCGCCACUUGCUACUGAGGGCAGGGGGGCCCAUGGUGGCGUGCCUGCCACCUGCACUGGGGGCAGCAGGGAUGGCAGUGCUUCUCAUAGGGAGGGUCCAGGCAGAGAGGAUGACGGGUGGCAGGUGUCGCUGGUGUGGCAGGUGCAGCAGAGGGGCGUGCGCUGUGCUGCCAGCCGCUUCAUGCCUCCUCUGUGGCCACCGCGCCCCCAAGCAUUCUACCUCACGCAUGUGGACGCCAGCACGGCAGUCAUCACCACCACCAGCACGGACAUCCCGCCUCUGCUGCUCCGUCGCCCACUGCUCCUCCUCACUGCCACCCACCUCCUCGCCGUUGACCAAUCAGGGCUCGGCAUGGCCGCAUGCCUCCCGCUGUGUGGGCUGGAAGUGAGCGUGGAGAGAGGGGAGGAAGGGGGAGGGGAGGAACUGGAAAGGGGAGGGGGGAAGGGAGAGGUGGAGGAGGGAGGUAUUGCUGAGGAGGGCGAGGGAGAAUGGUCGCUGACAUGCUUUUGUGGCAGGGGUGGUCGGCUGUGUGGCAGUGUGAGUGAUUGGUGGCACACACUGCCACACCACCCCACCCAGAGAAAGCCCACUGGCACUCUGGAUGAUAGCAGGAGUGAGAGGCGAGGGCGUGACGAGGGCAGUAGCAUGGCAGAGGGUGUGAUGGGUGGGAGAGGGGGAGGCGGGGAGGCAGACGCUGUGAGAACAGCGGAGGUGCAAGGGGGAGGGGAGCACGCAGACUUGACGAUAGGCCUUCAGGUGUACUGCCAGGUGGGAGAGGCAGCACACAUCCAGCUCGUGCCUCUGCUGCUCAGACAGGUGGCUCGCUCUGCUGCCCGUUGA
Messenger RNA from Closterium sp. Naga37s-1, 18453 nucleotides. The record is from the annotation of a GenBank genome assembly. Lineage: Eukaryota; Viridiplantae; Streptophyta; Zygnematophyceae; Desmidiales; Closteriaceae.